Molecule: messenger RNA, 2992 nt
Organism: Dermatophagoides pteronyssinus (European house dust mite)
Lineage: Eukaryota; Metazoa; Arthropoda; Arachnida; Sarcoptiformes; Pyroglyphidae
Product: pyruvate dehydrogenase phosphatase regulatory subunit, mitochondrial-like
Cellular component (GO): mitochondrion
Molecular function (GO): protein binding
Source: RefSeq, a predicted model, not a curated record
GUUUUUUCGAGGUUGAAUAUUGGUCGAAUCAGCUGAUUUAUCCGAUUUUUUUAACCAAAAAAAUCAAGAAAUAUUCAAAUAUUAUGCAUUGAACAUCAAAAAUGCAACGAACAUUGAAUAAUUGUUUGCGAAAAUAUAAUCAUGGUAAUGUACGUCUUGGUCGAAAUUGUUUAUCAACAGCAAAACAACAAUCAAAUUUUGAAAUAUUAUUACCAAAUAAUGAUAAUUAUUAUGAAUCAGCAUCCGAUAUACCAAAUGAAGCUAAAGUAUUGAUUUAUGGUGAUGAAUUAGUAUCGAAAGCAUUAGCAUAUCAUUUAAGUGAUCAAUUAGGUUCGAAUGUUGUUGUUAUUCGAGGUCAUGGACCACGUGAUGAUCAGGAAAAAUCUGUAUCAUAUUCAACAUUGAAUAGUUUUUUUAUGACACAUUUGAUUGUAUCGAAUCCACGAUCAUCAUUAUUAAUUCGUCAUAGUGCUGAUUUAUAUAAUGUUACAAAUUGUGGUGCAAUAUAUUUGGCACAAACUGAAGAACGUGUAAAAUCAUUUAAACGUAUGAUUUCCAUUUCAAAACUAUUUAUACCAAAAGAAAGUGGUGAUAUGGAACUAUUAUCACCGGAAGAAAUCAAACGACGACAUGAUUUUAUUGAUACGAAUAAAAUUAAAUGUGGUAUUCAUGUACCAUUUGAUGGUGUUGUUAUGGAUCGUCGAGCUGAAGAGGAAAAAUUGGAAAAAUAUGCUCGCCAAAAAGGUGUACAAUUUUUUGAUGAAUUUAUUUUGAAUAAAAUUCAUGUGAAUAAUGAUCGUGUUUCGAAUAUUGAGCUUUUACAUCCGAUUACACAUGAAGUUGCAAAAAUACGUUGCGAAUAUUUUGUCAAUUCGGCCAAUAAUUAUCUAAGUCGUAGUAUUGGUAAAUGUAGCCUUACGAAAGUACGUGUACCAUCGAUGGCAUGUGAACAUCAAUUGUUGGUUACCGAACCGUUCGAUUUACCUGGACAACAACAAUCAACCGACGGACAAUCAACCGGUCCAUUAAUACCAAUUAUCAAUGAUUUUGAUAAUCGUACCACUGUUUAUCAACGUUUAGAUCGAACAUUUGUAUUGACUGGUUAUGAAAAAGUAUCGAAUGUUGUUCGUAAACUAUAUCGAUCUCGUAGUAAAGAUUAUCCUGUUGAUGUUGAAAUACCAAAAAUACCUGUACGAUGGAAUCAUUUUUAUUAUCUUUUGGAUCCUAUUUUAAAUCGUAUCCCUGCAUUACGACAAGCAAAAUAUCGUCAAUUAUAUACAAGGCCGGAAAAUUUUACACCUGAUGGUCGACCAUUAAUAGGUGAAGUUGCUGAAAUUAAAAACUAUAUUAUUGCAGCAGGUGUUUGGCCAUCAUUAACCGGUGGUACAGCAAAAUUGUUGGAAGAAUUAAUAUUGAAUAAACCAAAUUCAUUUCAACAUGAUUUUUGGUCAUUAGAUCCAAAACGUUUUAUCCCACUACAUUCAAAUCGAAUAUUUUUAUUUGAUCGUUUACGUGAAAUACCGGCAAAAGCACGUUAUAAUAUAAAUUUUCCAACACCACAUAAUAGUUAUCAAACUGGACAUGGUUUACUUCGUAGUCCACUUUAUAAACGUUUAAAAGAUGCUGGUGCUUAUUUUACACAAUAUAUGGGACAUGAAAGACCAGCUGUUUACCUGAGUAAAGAAACUGAACCAUAUCGUACUGAAUCAGAAGAUUGUGGUAUACUUGAAGAACGUGUACUAGAAACACCAUCAUUUGGUAAACCACAUUGGUUUAAUGCAAUUAAACAAGAAUAUAAUGCUUGUCGUGAACGUGUUGCUAUUUUAGAUUAUACAAGUUUUGCUAAAUUUCAAAUAUCAUCUGUACAUGAUGAAGCAUUAGAAUUAUUACAAUAUCUUUGUUCAAAUAAUGUUGAUAUACCGAUUGGUUCGAUUGUAUUGACAGGAAUGCAAAACGAUCGUGGUGGUUUUGAAAAUGAUGUUUCAAUCGUACGUUUGAAUGAACGAAAUUUUUUCCUAAUUGGACCGACUGAAAGUCAAACUCGAUGUAUGGCAUGGUUACGUUCGAAUGUUUUGGAAGAUGAUUUUGAUCAAAUUGCUAUACGUGAUGUUACUAAUGAUUUUACAGCCAUUUGUAUUAUGGGUCCUUAUGCAAAAUUAUUGCUGAUCGAUGUUGUUGUAGCUGCUGCUUUAGCAAUGAAAGAACCUAUUGAAAAAUAUAUGAAACAAUUAGAUCAAUUUCCAUUUUUUACAGCCAAAGAAUUACCGAUUGGUUCGACAAAAACACCAGUUUUGGCUUGUAAUCUAUCACAUACUGGUGAACUUGGUUUCGUUCUGUAUAUGCAUAAUCAACAAGCAGUACAAUGUUAUGAUCAAUUAGUUGCUGCCGGUAUUAAAUAUGGUAUACAACAUGCCGGUAGUAUUUGUGUUCGGUCAUUACGUAUUGAAAAAUUUUUUGCAUUCUGGGGACAAGAUCUUGAUUCCACAUCAACACCAUUAGAAUGUGGUCGUGGUUUUCGUGUUUAUUAUGAUAAAAAUUUUUUGGGUAAAGAAGCUUUAUUACGACAAAAACGUGAAGGUUGUAAACGUCGUUAUGUACAAUUAUUAUUAGAUUCAUUUGAUAUUGAUAAAGAACCAUUAUGGCCAUGGGGUAAUGAACCAAUUUAUUUAGCCAAUAAUGGUAAUGGUGAUAAUGAUCCAAAUGCUAAACCAGUUGGUAUGACAACAACAACUGCAUAUGGAUUUACAUUAGGUCGAAUGGUUUGCCUUGGUUAUAUCAGUCAUCCAGAUCCAAAUGUAACCAUCACAAAUGAUUAUAUUUUAGGUUCAAAUUUCGAAGUGGAAGUUGGUGGUAAACGUUUUAGUGCACAUAUUAAUUUACAUUCACCAAAAUUAACUGAUGUCAGUGGUACGUAUAUGCCUUCAACAACAACAACAACAACAACAAUGUCAUCGAACGUUUCUUGAAGAUUUUCUUUCGUUAAACAUGUGAU